AUGGUGGCCGCUCGCUCCAGGCUGCUCUCCGUCGCUGUCCUCCUGGCUGCGGGCGCCUUUGUGGCGACCACCUUCGUGCCCCCGCCCGCUGCAGCACCUCGGGCGCCGCCCUCCGACUUGCCUCCGGUGCAGCACGCUGCGCUGCUCGGGGUGGCGGCGGCCGCCGUGCCAACAGCGGCGCAUGCGGCCAAGGCUUUCGACCCGGUGGACACCAUCUUCAAGCUGGUCGCGCUCGUGGCGGUCCUCGUGGGGCCCAUUAUCGCCUUCUUGGGCUUGCAGUUCAUCCUGCCCCAGGCCGACAUGUCGAAGUGA
Molecule: messenger RNA, 312 nt
Organism: Prorocentrum cordatum
Lineage: Eukaryota; Dinophyceae; Prorocentrales; Prorocentraceae
Source: the annotation of a GenBank genome assembly